Cajanus cajan (pigeon pea) is the source of this 1412-nucleotide messenger RNA. RefSeq names its product triacylglycerol lipase 2. The record is from RefSeq and is a predicted model, not a curated record. Gene Ontology annotation, biological process: lipid metabolic process. Gene Ontology annotation, molecular function: hydrolase activity, acting on ester bonds. Lineage: Eukaryota; Viridiplantae; Streptophyta; Magnoliopsida; Fabales; Fabaceae.
AUGGCUCUCAUGGGCUUGUUGGGUUUUGUUGCUUUGAUCCUUUCUUUCUUUCUCUUACAAUUUAUGUCCCUUCAAGCACACGCAUCAAGCCGUGCCUUUCAUGGAAGAAAAUACGUCGCAGCUCAACCUCCACUUCAUGGCUUAUGCACCUCUUCUGUCACCAUUCAUGGAUACAAAUGUCAGGAACUUCAAGUUACAACAAAAGAUGGGUACAUUCUUAGCCUUCAAAGGAUCCCUCAAGGUCGAGGUGAGGUUAGUGGCGGUGUGACCAAGAAACAGCCAGUGAUACUACAUCAUGGAGUAUUGGUGGAUGGAAUGACAUGGCUUCUGAAUCUUCCAGAGCAAAACCUGCCCUUGAUUCUAGCUGAUAAUGGCUUUGAUGUGUGGAUUGCUAACGCCAGAGGAACAAGAUAUAGCUGCAGACACACCUCUCUGGAUCCCUCUAGCCCAGACUAUUGGAAUUGGUCUUGGGAUGAAAUGGUGACUUAUGAUCUGCCUGCUAUUUUUGAUUAUGUGUCCAACCAAACAGGGCAGAAGAUAAAUUUCGUGGGCCAUUCUUUGGGAACUUUGGUAGCUUUGGCAUCCCUCUCUGAAGGGAAAUUGGUGAAUCAGGUAAAAUCAGUAGCCCUAUUAAGUCCAGUUGCAUAUCUGAGCCACAUGAGGACAGCACUUGGAGUUAUUGCUGCAAACUCCUUUGUUGGUGAGAUCAUCAACCUUAUUGGUAUGGCAGAAUUUGAUCCAAAAGGGUUACCUGUUGUUGACUUUAUCAAGUCUCUCUGCCUUUACCCUGGGUUAGACUGCACAAACUUGUUUACUGCAAUAACUGGUGAAAAUUGCUGCCUCAAUUCUUCAACUGUUGAUCUAUUCAUGGAGAAUGAACCUCAGCCAACAUCAACAAAGAACAUGGUGCACUUGUCUCAGACUGUUAGACUUGGGGUUUUGACAAAAUUCAACUAUGAGAGACCAGAGUAUAAUAUUAUGCAUUAUGGAGAAAUUUAUCCUCCAAUCUAUAACCUUUCCAAUAUCCCCCAUAACCUCCCUCUCUUCAUAAGCUAUGGUGGCAAAGAUGCACUCUCAGAUGUUAUUGAUGUAAGAAAUAUGCUUGAUCACUUGAAGUUCCAUGAUGAAGACAAGCUAAGUGUUCAGUUCAUCGAGGAAUAUGCUCAUGCUGACUACAUUAUGGGGGUCAAUGCCAAGGACAUGGUGUACAAUGUUGUUACUGCAUUUUUCAAGCAUCAAUUUUAACACUUGAAAGGGAGUCUAGCUUAUAAUUGCAACAAAUUGCUUCUAUAUAUGAUAGAAAGUCAUGGAUUAAGUUAUCACUAACUUCAAUCCAACUAAUUAUUAGAGGAUCACAAAUAAUUAUUUGGAUCAUAUAUAGUUACAUGAACUAGCUACAGAAAAUAUUUGGA